Molecule: messenger RNA, 2638 nt
Organism: Haemorhous mexicanus (house finch)
Lineage: Eukaryota; Metazoa; Chordata; Aves; Passeriformes; Fringillidae
Gene: SSH3
Product: slingshot protein phosphatase 3
Biological process (GO): negative regulation of actin filament polymerization; actin cytoskeleton organization; protein dephosphorylation
Cellular component (GO): cytoplasm
Molecular function (GO): actin binding; protein tyrosine/serine/threonine phosphatase activity
Source: RefSeq, a predicted model, not a curated record
AUGUGGGGCCAGGGGGGCUCCGGGGCACCCGAGAGGUGCCGCUCUGAGGGAGGGCGCUCUGGGGGUCCCGGCUGCGGCGUUCCCGCGGCGGGGGGAGCCGUGCCGCGCCGGGACGUGCCCGGGGCCGUGCCCGCUCCCGCUCCCGUUCUCGUUCCCGUCCGGGCGGGGCAGCGGCGGCGCUUCCUGGUGCGGGGGGGCGGCGCGGCGGGGCAUGGCGCUGGUGACGGUGCGGCGGGCGGGGGGCUCCGCCGGGGGCCCCGCGGUGAGUGCGGCACUGGGGCGGGCGGGGACGGCGCAUCCCGGCAGGGACGGCACGGGGGACGGGCGGGGGGUCCCGGAGUGACCCGGGAGGUCCCGGUGCGGGCUGGCACGGGGGCUCCUGGGGGAGUACGGGCUGGCACGGGAGCUCCCGGGGGAGUACGGGCUGUCCCAGAGCCGCGGGGGCCCCGGUGCUGGGGCACGGGGUGGGCCGGGGCGUCCCCGAGCCUCUGCGGGUCCCGGUGCCCUGGGGAAAUGGGCCGGUCCGGGGAAUCCCGGUGCGGGGAGCACGGGCUGCGCGGGGCUUUGUCGGAGCCCCGGGGGUUCCCGGUACUCCGGAAGGUCCCGGGGGUCACUGAACUGUGGUGUCUCUGCUGGUGGGGGCUUGAGGGACCCCCGAGCCUGGUCUAUACCCUGGGGUCACAUUUACCCCAGGAACUGCCUCCCAAUUUGCAGGAGGAAGAUGCUCCCAGACGCGCCCAGCUGCAGCGACGGCAGAGCUUUGUCAUGGUCAAGGGGGCUGCGCGGCUCCUGCCUGCGGAGGAGCCCCCCCCGGCCGAGCCCCCCCCAGCUGAGCCCCCCUGCCAGGCCCCAGGACAGCAGGAGCAGCACCUGCACCUCAUGAUGCAGCUGCUGCGCCCCCAGGACGCCAUUCGGCUGGCAGUGCGGCUGGAGUCGGCACGGCCGCAGCGGGUGCGGUACCUGCUGCUGGUGCGGCCGGAGGAGGCAGGAGCUGAGGCGGAGACGGCGCUGCUGGGAGUGGAUUUCGCCCACGAGGGGGCCACCCGCUGCACGCUGGGCAUGGUGCUGCCCCUCUGGAGCGACACCCAGGUGUUCCUCGACGGCGACGGGGGGUUCAGCGUGACGUCAGGGGGAGAGACACGCAUCUUCAAGCCCAUCUCUGUGCAGACCAUGUGGGCCGCGCUGCAGGAGCUGCACCGCGCCUGCGAGGACGCGGCCCGCGGUGGGCACAUCCCCGGCGGCCUCGCGUUGGCCUGGGCCCGCGGCUAUGCGGCGGCGCUGGGCUCCGAGCAGAGCUGCCUCAACGAGUGGCUGGCCAUGGCUGACCUCGAGUCCGUGCGCCCCGCCUCGCCCACGCCCCUCCGGCCAGCCAUGCCGGAGCUGUCGGAGCAGGCGGUGCGGGCGCUGCUGCGGGAGGUGAUGGCCACCGCUGACCUGGAGAACGUCACGUCCAAGGAGGUGCGGGAGGAGCUGGAGCGGCGCACGGGGCACAGCCUGGCCGAGCACAAGGACUUCAUUGACAACGAGAUGCUGCUGGUGCUGGCGCAGAUGGAUCGGCCUUCCCGUGUCUUCCCGCACCUCUUCCUGGGCUCUGAGUGGAAUGCAGCCAACCUGGAGGAGCUGCAGCAGAAUAGGGUCACCCACAUCCUGAAUGUGGCGCGGGAGAUUGACAACUUCUUCCCGGCGCUGUUCACGUACAUGAACGUGCGGGUCUACGAUGAGGAGGCGGCCGAGCUCCUGCCCCACUGGAACGACACCUUCCUCUUCCUCUCCCGUGUCCGGGCGGCAGGAGGCCGGGCACUGGUGCACUGCCGCAUGGGGCUGAGCCGCUCGGCCGCCACGGUGCUGGCCUACGCCAUGAAGGAGUUCGGGUGGCCCCUGGAGCGGGCACUGCGGCACGUCCGGCACUGCCGGCCCGGCGUCCUGCCCAACCCCGGCUUCAUGCGCCAGCUCGACUUCUACCAGGGCAUCCUGAGCGCCAGCCGGCACAGCAGCCUGUGGGAGCCCCGGGGGGCUGAGCAGGCGCCACACCCUGAGGAGGACAUCACGAGGGACAUGAGUGGCCUGUCACCGCUGUCCUCCCCGCUGGCGUCCCCGCAGCCCUCCGAGGAGGGGGCAGCCGGUGGUGGGCUGCUGGGGACCUCUCGCCGCCCCCGCAUCUCCCUGUGCUCUGUCAUGCGGAGCAUCAGCCUGCUGGAGACACCCGAGCCCCUCGAGCUGCUGGGAGAGCCCCUGGCCGCGGAGGUGUUUGAGGCCAUGGAGGAAGCAGAGGGUCCCUCUCCGAGGUCACGACCCUCUUCCCGCCCGCGCCGAGUUGUGCGCCAGGCCAGCCUGGAUGAUGGCCCCGCCCCGUUUUACGACCACACCCAUAGUGAUGGCCACACCCAGGGCCACACCCAUGCCCCUGGCCACGCCCACACAGAUGAACCCACGCCUUGAUUUGGGGGGCAUGGGACUGCACCUUCUCACUGCCGUAGCAACAAUCGGAUGGGCGUGGCCUAAGCCUGGGGGCGUGAGCAGCGAGCCGCCACGCCCACGCCCCGCCCACACCCUGGGGCUGGUACCUGCCUCUGCUCCAGCCCCACAUGCGCAAACACCGACACCGCUCCUGUACUGUCAAUAAAGUGUGGAAAUGGCA